GGUGUGAGCAUGCUGAAUGUCUUCCUGAAGUCGCGUCAUGGAGAGCACGAGAGACCCGAGUUCGUCGCUUACCCCCAUCUCCGCAUCAGGUCCAAGCCCUUUCCCUGGGGAGAUGGUAAUCAUACUCUAUUCCAUAACUCUCACAUGAAUCCACUUCCAACCGGCUAUGAAGAUGAAUAGAGA
Leptonychotes weddellii (Weddell seal) is the source of this 183-nucleotide messenger RNA. NCBI's taxonomy places the organism in Eukaryota, Metazoa, Chordata, Mammalia, Carnivora, Phocidae. The record is from RefSeq and is a predicted model, not a curated record.